AUGAAAUUCACCCUCACCGCCCUCAUCACCGCCCUCCUGGCCUCGCAGGCCCACGCCUCCGUCACCUACUGGUGCACGGGCAACGGCAAGUGCAACAACGCUCCUGGUGUCGGCCCGACCUACAACUGUGGCAAGAAGCUAGGCCUCGGCGACUACGACGCUAGCCGCAAGCGCUGGAAGACGGGACGCGACGCCGGCAAGGGGGCGUGUUACGAUGUUAAGAACACCUAA
Messenger RNA from Dichotomopilus funicola, 231 nucleotides. RefSeq lists its product as uncharacterized. The transcript has 2 exons. The coding region runs from base 1 to 231 and encodes 76 amino acids. NCBI's taxonomy places the organism in Eukaryota, Fungi, Ascomycota, Sordariomycetes, Sordariales, Chaetomiaceae. The record is from RefSeq and is a predicted model, not a curated record.